Babesia bigemina is the source of this 2487-nucleotide messenger RNA. RefSeq lists its product as hypothetical. The coding region runs from base 1 to 2487 and encodes 828 amino acids. Lineage: Eukaryota; Apicomplexa; Aconoidasida; Piroplasmida; Babesiidae. The transcript has a single exon. The record is from RefSeq and is a predicted model, not a curated record.
AUGCACACCCAACGCCACUUCCACGCUGACGUCUCCACCAACCUCGCCGAACUCCAAACACAGCUCGACACCCUCACCCCCUCCGGUUUCGCCGAGGCCUCUCCGCUGCUCAACGUCGUCAAGGCCGGCGUCCGGGCGUUCCACGGGGAGCUCGCGAAGCAGUACGUCAGCAGGUACUCGGGGCAAGGAAUUACCUGGGUGGAAAAUGUUGGUAAUCCUUCGAAAUCUGAGCCAACUGAGGAAGCGUUAAAAUGUGGUAAAGUGUUUUUUAGUUGCUUGCCGAUGUUAGUCGAGUGUCUCGGGGAGUUGGAGAGGAGGUGCGCGGAAGGAGGCAGCUGGAGGACCAAAUCACUAUACUUGAAAGAGGAGGACAGAAAAGUAAAUUCACUUGGUGAAUUCAUGAGGCAGUGCGGUUACUGUGUACAGACAGAUAAAGCGACGAAGCAGGACGGGGAGCUGCAGUGCAAGUAUAAGUUCACCGGUGGAAAUAUUCUUGAAAAGCUCGUGGAGAAUAAAGUAGAACGCGGUAUGGUUUUCGAUCACAUCAAAGCGUGCGAAUCAAAUAAAGAUAUUAAGACAGGUGAGCCAAAGGAUAAAACGCACUUCGAUAUUUGUGACAUUCUUGAUUGCCUUUACCAUCACAUGAACAAAUAUAAUGACGCGUGUCAUCUGUCCACUCUAACCUCAAAGAGGCAUCCGUGUUCGGUGUAUGAAAUGCUAGUUUGGCUCUCGGGGCUCCCGCACAAUCCGAUAUAUAGCGCUGCUCGAGAUGAGAGAGUCCUUGAAAUAUUGGAGGAGCUCAAUAAAGAUGAAGAGCGGAAAGCGGAGGAAGAAGAAACUGAGAACGGAGACAUCUUACAAAUCUCAUAUCUCAAUCAAGAAGAUUUAAGCUUAAAUGCGCACCCACUAAAGAUACCAUACAAGGACAUACGAGCCGCUAUAACGGACGUAUGUGCCACCGCCUAUGACGUGUUGACAACAAUAGCCGGAACAGGCGAUGAAUCCACCACCUACGCCUCUGACCUGUCGAAUAAUUCCAUGAAAUUCCACUACCCCCAAAGCGGCGAAGAUUGCUUCGACAUGUUGCUCGACAUAUUACGCCGAUUGUUCCCGCCGCUGAAAUUCCUGCUCAGCCAGUGUAGCUAUGCGGCGUACAACUUUGGUUGGCGCGAUUGUAUGUACGGCAAAGAUAUACCAUCGGGCAAAUCGCAGUGUAUCGACCACUCGGAAGACAAAGCAGCGUGCCAACCAAACGGCAAAGCAAAUGGUCAACCAAAGUGCCAAGUAAACAGCCAAGCAAAUUGCCGUCCAACUUCCCCAUUAAUGUCCUAUCUUAACGAUUGUUUGCCCGGGCAUCUACCUCACCAGCUAAGCAAAAUUGGUUGCAGGUACGAGUGCGUCAAUUGUCCUUCAACUGCCAGGAAAGGCAUGCCCUGUAUUACGCCGCUUGGAUUCAGGGGAUUCUCUGGGUCCACUAAGACGGGUAGGGACAUAUGUCACAUUCUUAGGAAAUUCUUUGCUAAUUCCAAUCUCAAGGGAUUGCUAUGCCUGGUGCCAAAGCCGCCGUCCACAAUAUCGGAGCACUUCAGUUUCGUCCAGUCGCUUGCUAACAGCUGUGGGUCAAGUAAGCGCAUGAACCUGACCGAUAUGCGAUCCGCAUUUGAGACAUCCGUUGACAUGCUCUCCAUUCAACUGCAACCUGAUCCUAUUGUCUUUACGAAAGCACUUCUCGACGCCUACGGUUCUAAGUCUGCAACUCACACCGAAUGCGAACACCCACACCUUAAGAAUCUAACAACCGCCGACACAUGUAGAAACAAAAAAGAAACAAAUGACUGCACUCCAUUCAUGUAUCCCUUGGCCGAAGAUGCAUAUUGCUACUUCGCCUUGAAACACUGUGACACCUACGUGUCCUGGGCGGUGUACCUUCCAUGGACGUUCUGGGAGUAUCUCAAAAAUCUAUGUGACGACUUCUGCAAUAUUUUCUGCGCAGACUGGGGCUGCCGUAAUUGCCUUAACAGUAGCAAGUGCAAACGCGGAGAACAUGGAAAGAGUGAUGAGGCGAAGGAAAAUGUAGCAGGCCAACCGCAUUGUAAAUGCGAAUCCAUGGUGAAAUGUAAGGGUGUCUCACCAACAUUCUACAGAUAUGGCUUUGCAUUUGGUGACCCAACGACGCUCGAUGUCAGCAAGAAAUGCCAUGAUUUCUAUAAUCAAUUCAAUGCCGUGCUAAACUCACAAUAUUUCAAAGACCUGUUUCAACAAUGCGACAAAUUCCUCUUCAAGAUCCGCGCCCCCUUCGUCUGGCUUAACGUCGCGCUCUGGCUCCUCUCUCUCCUCUACCUCCUCCACAUCAUGGUCAUCCGCCUAGACCUCCUCCACAUCAAAUCGCAUCUACAUAGUCCCUCGAGUCAUCGCAUCGCUGCUCAAUCGCUACUUGCGGCUGCGCGUGUUAACAAGCUUAACAGGGUGUUUUACCUGCAACCAUAA